AAAUUUCGCGCGAAAUUUAAAUUAAAUGGCGACUGCAACAUCAAGCAACCCGUGGGCAUCGUUUUUCACAGAACAGUUUGAUCGUUUCACAGGAUAUGUUAAGGACGAAAUUACAGCAUAUGAGCUCAUUAAAGCGUACGAAAUUGCCACCACUAGUCGCUUCACUGUAUUCAAACAAACAACGGGCUUCAGUGACACAACGGGCAACGAAAAUGCCAAAACUCAUAGAAAACAUCGCGUGCGAUGGCAAGACCCACAGGAGACCACAGGGUUCAAGCUCGAGUUUGACGGAAUCCCAUUCGAAAUUGCUGGAAUAAGAAUUCUAGAUUGCCAAAAUGGACCCGAUAAAAAUAAAGCGAAGAAAGAAAAGGAGGCUUUAAAGAAGUUUGAACAUGCUGAUGGAGUUGAUCACAGCUAUAAUCAUCCCAAACGUCGUUUUUUGGUACAAGACACGAAAAGAUGCGGCUGUCCUGCCAGAAUUCACAUGAGAAAAAUAGUGAAGUUUCCAGAUUUUCAGAUUACGGAAGAUAAGAAAAAAAAGAAAGAGAUGAUGUCAAAAAUCUUGCGUGAUGCUCGCUUCAGAGAUGAGAGCAUCGUUAUGGAGAAAAGAAUAUAUAUUACUCUGCCUCAGGAAAAAGACCAUUCGUUUCACCUGACAGGAAAGAUCUCUGGACUUCUUCAACCUAUUGACGAGAGACUGGUGAAGAAGAUACAGGAAUUGGUAUCAAACGGAGUUAAUCGUGUCUCUGAGAUGCAACAUCACCUGCAAUAUUACGUGAAGAAGGAAAUAUUUGCUGGACAACAACCACCAGAAGUGACAAACAGGAGAUUCUUCCCUACUAGCGUUGAUGUACGGAAUCAUAUGUACAGAGCGACAGUGCAGCAAAGACACUCAAAUAUUGAUCAAGAAAACUUAGAAUCCAAAAUUAAAGAAUGGCAGAAGGAAAAUCCAGAUGACAAAUUCUAUUUCCGACCGUACAGCCAUGUGAACACCGGCGGAGAUGAUGGAAAAAGUGAUGAAGACGAUGGUGAUUAUGCAAAUGAGAAUGAUCAUAGUUGUGAUGAUGACAUCGUUGAAAUAAAACAAGAAGACCAAUUAAAAAAUCUUCUUCUGGUCCACCAAACACAGUGGCAAAGGAAACUUCUCGAGAGAUAUGGAGGUGAUAUUUGCCUACUUGAUGCGACAUAUAAAACGUCUCGCUAUGCUCUUCCUAUGUUCUUCAUGUGCGUCAAAACCAAUGUCGAUUACUGCGUUGUUGCUUCUUUUGUGGUCCAACAAGAAGAUGCUAAUUCCAUUUGGGAAGCUUUGCAUAUACUGCAAGGUUGGAAUCCAAAUUGGAACCCCGAUUUCUUCAUGGUCGAUUUCUGUGAAGCCGAAAUUAAUGCCAUUGAAAGACUUUUUCCAAACUGCCUUGUGUAUCUGUGUGAUUUUCAUCGCGAACAGGCCUGGGUUCGAUGGGUAAACAAAGGCAAAAAUGGGGUUACAAAAGAACAAAAAGAUAAGCUUCUGACAAGAUUACGUGCAAUGGCAAAAGCUCCUAACGAGGAAGAAUUUCAGACAACCCUUACCAAUCUCAAGAGUGAUGAAUUAUGGAAAACGAACAAAUUAUUGCAAGAUUGGAUGAAUAAAACCUGGCUACCAGAAAAAAAACGCUGGGUCUGGGCAUACAGAAAAGACCGCUUUAAUGUAAAAGUUAAUACUAACAAUGGCGUGGAACGACAGAAUAGAUCAUUGAAGUAUCAGUUUCUGGCUGACAACAGAGAUAAGACUCUAAGUGGACUGAUAAGUGUUGUGGUAACACAGUUUCUCCCCAGCGCCUAUAAAAAGUAA
Messenger RNA from Dendronephthya gigantea, 1831 nucleotides. RefSeq lists its product as uncharacterized. Bases 26 to 1831 code for a protein of 601 amino acids. The record is from RefSeq and is a predicted model, not a curated record. The transcript has 6 exons. NCBI's taxonomy places the organism in Eukaryota, Metazoa, Cnidaria, Anthozoa, Malacalcyonacea, Nephtheidae. Gene Ontology annotation, molecular function: DNA-binding transcription factor activity.